This is a messenger RNA of Chionomys nivalis (European snow vole), 1288 nucleotides long. RefSeq names its product myocyte enhancer factor 2B (gene Mef2b). Gene Ontology annotation, molecular function: RNA polymerase II cis-regulatory region sequence-specific DNA binding; DNA-binding transcription factor activity, RNA polymerase II-specific; protein dimerization activity. The coding region runs from base 72 to 1124 and encodes 350 amino acids. NCBI's taxonomy places the organism in Eukaryota, Metazoa, Chordata, Mammalia, Rodentia, Cricetidae. The record is from RefSeq and is a predicted model, not a curated record. Gene Ontology annotation, biological process: positive regulation of transcription by RNA polymerase II. The transcript is spliced from 9 exons.
CUGUUUUCCUCUGCGGGUGCGGGUGAAACCGAGGCCUCAUUUGGAAGAGUCACUCGGCUCAGCCAGGCACGAUGGGAAGGAAAAAAAUCCAGAUCUCACGCAUUCUAGACCAACGGAACAGGCAGGUGACAUUCACCAAACGCAAGUUCGGACUGAUGAAGAAGGCUUACGAGCUGAGCGUGCUGUGUGACUGCGACAUCGCACUGAUCAUCUUCAACAGCGCGCAGCGCCUCUUCCAGUACGCGAGCAGCGACAUGGACCGGGUGCUGCUCAAAUACACCGAGUACAGCGAGCCGCAUGAGAGCCGCACCAAUGCGGAUAUCCUGCAGACCCUGAAGAGGAGGGGCGUGAGCCUGGAUGGGCCUGAGCUGGAGGUGGAGGAGGGGCCAGACGGGCCUGGAGAGAAGCUGCUGAGGACGCUGGGAGGUGACAGAGGCUCGGCUUCGCCCCUGCCUCGGAUCUAUCCGGUGGCCCCUGCGAUGUCGGUCUCAGAGCUGUCCUACCGGGUCCCACUCGCCCCACCCGGCUGCGACCCCAGCGGGUUGGGGGAGGACCCGUCUGUCCACAGCCUCCCGCCCCUCUUUCGACCCCCGGGCCUGGGACACCCCAUCUUCUCUCCGAGCCACCUCGCCGGCAAGACGCCCCCACCCCUGUACCUGGCGACUGAUGGGCGGAGGCCAGAUCUGCCCGCGGGCCUGAUGGGGGCCCGAGGGGGACUGGGCAUCUCGAGGAGCCUGUACAGCGGCCUGCAGAGCUCCGCCGCCGCCCCGGGCCCCGCUUUGGGUAGCUUUGCCUUCCUGCCAACAAGUUCCGCAGAUUGCAGCCCCGGAGACACCGCUUCGCUCCCCCUGCAGUCCUCGCCCUGGCCCCCGACGAGGGACGCGGUGGACCCGGCCCGGCCGGGCGCCCGCAGCAUGUGUGAGGAGGGUCCCCCCAGCCGAGUGGCCUCCCCUCAAAUGCCCACCAUCAGCAUUAAGUCCGAGCGUCUGUCCCCUGCCACUGGGGCCUCUAGCGACUUCCCCAGGCCCUACCCCUACCCCCUGCUCCUCACCAGGCCCCUAGCGGAGCCACUUCGGCCUGCGACCUCCCUGAGUCGCUUGACCCCUGACGGCUGGCCGCGGUAGCGCCCAGAAGGCUCCUCUCAGCCUCCACAGACAUCCCGCAGUUUCCGGUUCCCUGCACAGCCAGGAGGGCGAAGGCACUUGAUGCCCCUCACUCGUGAGGCCCCUGUUCCUUCCUGGGGCCGCUGCAUCAAUAAAGCCCACGGCUCCGGGAGGGCGCUGGGAAG